Molecule: messenger RNA, 582 nt
Organism: Telopea speciosissima
Lineage: Eukaryota; Viridiplantae; Streptophyta; Magnoliopsida; Proteales; Proteaceae
Exons: 1
Coding region: 1-582 (193 amino acids)
Molecular function (GO): nucleic acid binding; RNA-DNA hybrid ribonuclease activity
Source: RefSeq, a predicted model, not a curated record
AUGAAAAAGAAGAGGAGAGAGGGGAAGAAGGAGAAGAAUAUGAGGACAACGCAUGCUGAACGAGUGACAACGCAUGCUGCUUGGUUUCCCUCUCUCCCAGGUGCUUAUAAACUGAAUUGCGAUGCAUCUUUUGACCCUGGUUCAAAGAGUAGUGGUGUUGGUUUUCUGGUUCGGGAUCACCUUGACAAGAGUUUUAUCGCCAUCUCUAAUCCGGUUACCUCCAAUGACAUUUUGAUUGGGGAGGCAUUGGCGAUUCGAGAGGGCCUUUUGGAAGCCAUAUCAGAGGGGACUCUCUCUAUUACGGUCGAGAGUGAUAAUCUCGGUAUUAUCUCCUGCCUCAUGUAUCCUUCGAAGGCUCCUGAUCUAAAAAUCUUGCCGAUCGUGGAAGAUAUUAGACAUAUUUCUUCGUACCUUGAUGAUUGUAAUUUCUCUUAUAUUCCAAGGACUGCUAAUUCCGUAGUAGAUUGCCUUGCUAGGAGGGCCCUAUCCGUUUCGGGAAGGAUGGUUUGGCCCAAUUCCGAUCCCUUGUUAUCUGGAGAUAUUGCUUCAGAUACAAGGAGUGUAUCCUGUUCCUCGCAAUAA